AUGGAUUCAAAAACAGUAGAUCAAUCACAAGUUAAAUCUAAUGACACUCCUAAAGUACACAAAUCAAAGACAGAAACUACCCAAACUAAUACUACAUCUAAUAAUAAUAACACUCUUAUUGGCCAAAUUAUAACAAAUGACAAUAUUUUGAAAGCAAUUAUUGGUGCAUUGGUGGCCAUGGCUAACUCAGGCUGUAAAAUGACUACAUCAAGUAUAAAAGAAAUGCUUAUUACUAAUCUUAAAAACAAUGAAUAA
Parnassius apollo (apollo) is the source of this 255-nucleotide messenger RNA. The record is from the annotation of a GenBank genome assembly. Lineage: Eukaryota; Metazoa; Arthropoda; Insecta; Lepidoptera; Papilionidae.